This is a messenger RNA of Lutzomyia longipalpis, 1224 nucleotides long. RefSeq lists its product as uncharacterized. The coding region runs from base 149 to 1156 and encodes 335 amino acids. Lineage: Eukaryota; Metazoa; Arthropoda; Insecta; Diptera; Psychodidae. The transcript is spliced from 3 exons. The record is from RefSeq and is a predicted model, not a curated record.
UGUUUUGUGCCACUUAUUGAAUUAAAGAGAAAUAUUAUGAGAUAUGGGAGUAGGGUAUUUAAGAUACAACAUAGCACGAAUGAUUUUCAUUUUAGUGCGGUAUACUUUCACAAAAGGGUGUUGAUAGAAUCAUCUUUAAGAAAAAAAAAUGACUUUUAAACUAUUAUUUGUACUGGCCUUUACUGUUGGCACAUUUUCCGUUCUCUAUGCCAAUAAAAUGUCAUGUGAAACUUGCAAUGGACUAAUGUGUCUUGUAUCAUCCCUAAGGGGUAUCAAAGAAGAAUGUCUUGGUGAAAAUGAUUACUGCAUCAGUGCAUUUUGCAAUUCACUCAUCAUGGCAAAAGGAUGUGCAUCUUCAACUAAAUUACCACAAUGUUCAUCCCCUGAGGAAUUAAGCAUAUAUUCAUGUGAUGAAGAAAGAUGCGCAUCACAACGACCAAUUGCUCGUGGUAUGGGCCUAGCUGAUGUGAGAGUAACUGCCUGUGUGCAAUGUAAUCAGAAAGACAGCCAAAGUUGCUCAGUGAAUGCAUUCACACUACCGCCAACAGCGUGCUCUUCGGCAAAUGGUGAAACACAGUGUUAUACAAAAAUGGACAAUGGACUAAUUUCUCGUGGUUGUUUGAAUCAAUUAAGUCAGGGUGAACAAUUGUAUUGCUUAUCUGAGGAUUUUGGUGAAAAUUGUGCCAUAUGCAAUGUGAAUGGGUGCAAUAGAGACAUUUUCCCAGACAACAGACUUAAAUGUCAUCAAUGUGAUUCUGCAACUGACCCAACUUGCAACAUUGCAAAAUCCACACGUACAGCAACAUUUUGUGAUGAUUAUUCACAAGAAAUGCAAUGUAUCACGCUUAUAAGGAAUGAUAAACGUGUACAGAGAAUGUGUUCAAAAACUCCAUUUGAGCAGUGCAAUAAUGGCAUCUCUUGUAAACGAUGCAACACAAAUGGAUGCAAUAAUGAAGGAAUUACAAUCAAUGAGAUAAGUCAAUUGGAUCAAUGUCCAUCACCUACACCUGCACCAUCUUCCACAACACCAACCAGGCCAACUACCUCGACAACCACACAGAGCACAACAACCCCAGCAAGUGGAGGAUCUCCUAAAAUUUGGCAUUUACCACUGAUUGCAAUUCUUGGACUUGUAUUGAUUAAUUUUACAAUUUAACCAACUACUUGUUUAAUUACUUCGUGGUUAAUGCAAUAAAUUGUCUUAUCAUUCGAAAGAAAAAAAAA